ACUGCUGCUCCAUCAGUGUGGGUUCAGCCGCUGUUCACUUCUGCUGCUCUCUUCUCUUCAUAGUUCUAAAUGAUAUAUUUUUAUAUUUUAUGGAAUAACUGGUGUUUGAGAUUGGAUCAGUGAGGAUCUGAGAGCGCUGAAUAAACCGCAGUGUAGAGGAAACACGGAUAUUUUUGUGUUUUUUUUUAUUGUGGUUUCUGCUUUUACAUUUCACUCAUUGUGGAAAAAAACUGGGCUUUUAACCAAAUUAAUGAAUUUAUAGUUAAAAAAAAACCCGGAGUGUUUCUCCCGGAAUCGCAGAGCAGAGCAGAGAUCAUCUUUAAGUUGUGGAGAAAACUUAGUCUGAAUCCAACUUUUCUUUCUGAGGUGAAAAGAAUGCUAAGCUAAUUCGCAUUUAGCGAUAGCUAGCCUAGCAUGCUAACGUCUCUCCUCAGGGAACGCGCUCGGAUUCGGCUACUUUCUCUCAGCGCCAUGCUUCUGACCUGACUGGAUUUAUACAGUUCACCAUAAAGAGGAAAAAAAGGCGAAGAACGUAAGGGUUCCUGAGCUGCUGAUUUCUUCACCUGUGUUGGCCGAGUGAGAUUCUGAGACUUGGAUCAUAAAUGAGAAGUGCCUGAGGUGUGUGAGUGUGUGUGUGUGUGUGAGUGAGUGAGAGGAUGAGCUCUAAGCGUAGUCUGUUGGUGCGGUUGGUGCCAUGCCGGUGUUUGCGUGGGGAGGAGGAGACGGUCACCUCUCUGGACUAUAGCCACUGCAGCCUGGAGCAGGUUCCCAAAGAGAUCUUCAGCUUUGAGAAGACCCUGGAGGAGCUCUACCUGGAUGCCAACCAGAUUGAGGAGCUCCCCAAGCAACUCUUUAACUGUCAGUUACUGCACCGGCUCAGUCUGCCUGACAACGACCUGAGCGUCCUGCCCCCAGCCAUCGCUAACCUCAUCAACCUCCGAGAGCUCGAUGUCAGCAAGAACAGUAUACAAGAGUUUCCUGAAAAUAUUAAGAACUGUAAAGUCCUGGCCAUCGUUGAAGCGAGUGUGAACCCCAUUUCUAAGCUUCCUGAAGGUUUCACACAGCUACUCAGUCUAUCUCAGCUUUACUUGAAUGAUGCCUUCCUCGAGUUCCUACCAGCAAGUUUCGGCAGACUGACUAAGUUACAGAUUCUGGAGCUGAGAGAGAAUCAGUUAAAGAUGCUGCCCAAGAGCAUGCAUAAACUGAUGCAGCUGGAACGACUGGACCUGGGGAGUAAUGAGUUCACUGAAGUGCCGGAGGUGUUGGAGCAACUUACAGGCAUUAAAGAGCUGUGGAUGGAUGGGAACAAGCUGACAGUUUUACCCCCGAUGAUUGGGUCGCUGAAGCAGCUGAAAUAUUUGGACGUGUCCAAGAACAACCUGGAUAUGGUGGACGAACAGAUCAGUGGCUGUGAGAACCUGCAGGACCUGCUGCUGUCCAACAACGCUCUUACACAGCUGCCUAGCUCUAUAGGCUCUCUGAAGAAGCUGACCGCUCUGAAGGUGGAUGAGAAUCAGCUUGUGUGUUUGCCAGAGUCGAUAGGCGGACUCACAGCUCUGGAUGAGUUGGACUGCAGCUUUAAUGAGAUCGAGUCUCUCCCUGCUUCCGUGGGAAAGUGUGUGAACCUGCGCACCUUCGCUGCUGACCAUAACUUCCUCACCCAGCUGCCCCCUGAGAUCGGCUGCUGGAAGAAUGUCACUGUGCUGUUUCUGCACUCCAAUAAACUGGAGUCUCUGCCUGAGGAGAUGGGAGACAUGCAGAAGCUCAAGGUCAUCAAUCUGAGCGACAACAAGUUGAAGAAUCUUCCUUACAGCUUCACCAAGCUGAAUCAGAUCACUGCUAUGUGGCUCUCUGAGAACCAGUCCAAACCCCUGAUCCCCCUGCAGAAGGACGAGGAACCGGACACACACAAAACUGUCCUCACCAACUACAUGUUCCCUCAACAGAGCCGGACAGAGGAGUACGCUCAGAACUCAGAUGGUGAGAGCUUCAACCCGACUCUGUGGGAAGAACAGCGUAAACAGCGAGCACAAGUGGCCUUCGAGUGUGAUGAAGACAAGGAUGAGAGAGAGGCUCCACCAAGGGAAGGGAACCUAAGGCGUUACCCCACGCCAUACCCUGACGAGCUGAAGAACAUGGUGAAGACAGCGCAGUCUGUGGCUCACCGCCUGAAAGAGGACGAGUCUGGAGACGAGACGGCCGGAGAGAGGAACCACAUUGGAGUGCAGAGUGUAGGGGUGAAGGUGAUUGAAACUCCAUGUACCAAUGGUAAAGCACAUGAGCUGGAGUCCAAGUCUCCGGUCCAGAAUUCCACUCCACCUGAGCUGAGAGACAUUCCAGAUAACUGUGACACAGAGAGGAUCCCGCUGAAGAGCUCCGAGAACACAGGACCCAUUGUAAACUACGAGGACACACUCGAGGAGUCGGAGGAGCUGUCGUCUGAUGAAGAGGAGAUGAAGAUCGCUGAGAUGAGACCUCCUCUUAUUGAGAUCUCCAUUAACCAGCCCAAAGUGGUGGCCCUCAGCAAAGACAAGAAGGAUGAUAGUAAAGAUGCAGACUCAUUACUGGAUGAGACGGUAGCCAACAGCAACCAGAACAACAGUAACUGUUCCUCACCCUCCCGCAUGUCGGACUCAGUGUCUUUAACCACAGACAGCAGCCAGGACAACUCACUGUGUACUCCUGAGAGAGAGACCAAGAUCCCUCUCAUCCCCAAGAACAGGCAUGAGGAUGAGAACCUGAACCAGCUGAAGGAGACGGUUCCACUGCUGCAGAACUGUAACGGCUCAGAGACCUCGCUGCAGACAGUCCUGAAGAACCAGCGCACCUACGAGAGCAAAACAGGUACCAACAUGUCUGACUACGAGCUGUCCAUGGAGGAGAAGUUGGCACUCAUCGAGAAGGACAUCAACAACGGUGUGUCCGAGCCCUACAGCAAGUGGGAUCAGAUCAACAUGAACGUCUCUUAUGAAAACAUGGAAAAGACCAAGAGCAGUUCCACAGCGGAGACGAGACUCAGCAACAACAACAUCGGCUCUGUGGAGAACUUCAACAAUGGGAACCAGAACAGCAAAGCGCAGAUGGGGGAAGGCAUGACUAAGCACGAGGUCAUCAGAACGGUUAUGGUGUCCAGCGACGUGUCUCUGUCUCGCAGCACAGAGGAACUGACUCCUGAGAAGAGAUGUCCUCCAGCAACUGUGAUGAAAUCUCAAAGCAUCAGCAACAUGGAGGCUGGUGGAAUGAAGCUUUACUCCACGGAAGGUGAGGUUCCUCCAUAUGAGUGUGUAGUGGGUUCUCCAGCUGUCCCGGGCCCCCAGUGCCAGAGCAUCGUCCGUUCCAAAUCGGCCUCUUUGCUCGACGAGCAGCCGCUGCAGGUCCACCAUGGUUCCUCGGGUUCAUCCUCUGACCUCCUGAGCUCUGGCGGCAGAGUUCCGGCCCGUUACCCCAGUGCCCUUCCACCUCAGUAUAAUGUCCAGUACGCGAGCAGUACCGUGCCUAAAGACAACCUCUGGUGCCAGCGUACCCCAGUGCCCCCUGAUCAGCCCUACCUCCCUCCUCAGCACUCAUUUGCCAACACCAACUUCUCCAACCGCAACAACGCACCACCAUACCCCCACCAGCCUCAGCAGCGCGGCCCACCCAAAACACCGGACAUGUGGGCCAAAGAUCGCAUUCUGCCCCCCGGUGUGCAGAGGAACCCCCUACAGAGGCAGAGCAGCACCUCUUCUAAUGCCUCUAUGGUCAUGGUGGAACCUCGCCGUGUCCCCGGGCCUGACGGUGACUACGUGAGCUACAGAGAGAUCCACAGUAUGCCCCGAGCCCCUCUACAGAUGAAUCUCCAGAGACCCCUGUCAGCCCGCACCUACAGCGUGGACGAAGGGAACGCACCACGCCCACACAGCACCCGUCCUCCACCACACGAGCUCCCCGAGAGAACCAUGUCCGUCUGCGACUUCAGCUACCAGCAAGGCAGCCCAAGCAAGAGGCCCAACAUCCGGGUGAAGUCUGAGCACUCUCUGCUGGAUGGAGCUCCUGGUGGAGGUGGCAGGGUUCCAGCUGACUGGAGAGACCAGGUUAUGAGGCAUAUUGAGGCCAAGAAGAUGGAGAAGAUGAGCAUGCUGUCUCGGUCUUUGGCCACUCUCUGUGGCAGUCAGAGCUCUCUGGCCCUAAGUGCUGUAGAUGGACAACAGUUUGGAGUCCACAGGCCCAGCGAUGAAAGUUUUGGUCCUUAUGGUCAGCAGGGCUACACCAUGGACUCACACAGAAAAGUGCCUUUGAUGAACGGUCAGAUGUGCGUUCCUCCUCCUGCUCCCCUCCGCUCUCAGAUGAAUUCUGCUCAGGUUCCCAUGGCUCGUCAUCCCUCCAGAGAGCAGCUUAUCGAUUAUCUGAUGCUGAAAGUGUCCCAGCAGCCCCCGUGUCCCCCCCGUCACCCCCACGACACCCUGCCACACGAGAUGCACGUCAAAAUCGAGAAGAAUCCCGAGCUGGGCUUCAGUAUAUCCGGAGGAGUGGGAGGACGAGGGAAUCCGUUCCGUCCUGACGAUAACGGGAUAUUUGUGACGAGAGUUCAGCCUGAGGGACCUGCUUCUAAACUCCUCCAACCAGGAGACAAGAUCAUCCAGGCGAACGGUUACAACUUUGUUAACAUCGAUCACGGGAACGCCGUGUCCCUCCUGAAGAACUUCCCCAGCACGGUGGACCUGGUCAUCAUCAGAGACAUGGCAGCAUAGAGACUGGCCAGGACCCCAGAUGUCUGAAUGUUCACUUUUAUUUUUGUACACAGAGCAGGAGGAGGAGUCAUGUACAGCUGAACUGUUUUUAAUGGAAGGAUGAAACUGGGAGAAACCACUGCGGCGUGUGGGCGGAGUCUCUGCACCAGCCUUCACUGUGGGAGAAACAACACGCACGGCUAAACUGUGCUUUUCAUACACCUUUUUAAUCGUUCACCGUAGAGUACUACAAGGAGAUGACCAGCAGGGGGCGGGGCUCUCUGUGUGCUGACAUCAGCAUGCCUUUAUUUUUACUUUUAGUUUUACUUUUAAAUAACAUUUCACUUCCUUUGUAUUUGUUUUUGGUUUUUUUUAUUUAAAAGAGUUCUCUGACCUGUGGAGCUGUUGAUCUGGAGGCUGAUGCCACGUGCUGUGAGCAGAUUCUGAAUGUAGAACUGGUGCGCUUUAGGGAAAGUCUAACCACAUCCACACGUCUUCAACUGGACGCUCUGUCACACCUCUCAGGACUGUCCCUUUACUCCAUUAGAGCCAAACUGUUCUGUAAAGAACCUCCUGAAAUGUGUGUGAGAUGUGGUGCAGAGGAACUGAGGAGAAGGAGAAGUUCUGGAGGAUGAAAGAGAUGCCCAUGGACGUGUCUCAGAGUGAAUGCUGGGAAAAUCCGAUGUCCGAUAUUUAAUAGAUCCCACAUCUAAAGGGCUUCCUCUGGAGAUGAGUGAAUUUCCUCAUCUCGAGUCAGUCCAUAAACACCCACCGCUCUGAGCACACCUGCUGGCUCUGACCGCACCCACCUCUCUGACCACACCCACCGCUCCGACGUUUUUACUUCACUCUGAACUCGACUCACCGAUCUCGUCUCUCUCUACUUCUGUAGGGUUCAGUACUUGCAGUGUUGAGUCGUUUGUGUUAGCUUGUGGUGCUUGGACACAGACGGGCGAGUGAGAAGGACGUGAGAACUGCCAGUUGACCCUGACACGUCUCAGUUAGGGUGAAAGGUCGUGACAUUUUGACCGUUUGUGAGAGCAAUAGCAAGACUUCACUUUCAGAAAGACGGUUUGUCAGAGUGCAUUUUUAAAAAAAAAUAAGAAGAAGAAGAACAUGAGGAACUCUUUUAGUACUGCAUUUUUUGUGAUAGCAUUUUAUACUGUAAAUCUUUUAGAUGACCUAGGAAACAGCAUUUUUGAAUAUUUUGCAAAGCUGUUCUUAUGUCAGUGUGUGGUUUAAUCCUGAACGGAUCCUGAUCUCACCUUAUAAAAAGAGGAAGCCGACACCCUGAGCGGCUCCACGGCCGUCUCGGUGAGCACCGUGUCCAGCUGAAGGGUCAGCUCUGAUCCUGGACCUCCACAGUGGAGCUGAAAGGCUUACUUCUGUUUAAUUUUUUUUUUGUGCACAGCUCUGUACCUGAAUGUUGUAGCGUGUGAAAUUCCUGCAUGAAAUCACUCUCUCACUGAUUCUUAUUCUGGAUGUAAAUCAUCAUGGUUCUGAAGAUCUACACGAAUGAAUUCAAGGCCAAAUUCCCUUCAUCAGUGUUUGGAUUAAAUACAGAAUUAAACACUGAUGAUGGUGGUGUCUGUAGUAAAGCGGGUUUAGUCGACUCCGUGUUCUGAUUUUAAUUUAGAUUUUAGACUCGUCAUGAGGUCACUUUACGUCACUGACCAUCCGGCUCUGUAAAAGCAGAGAGUCCUGUUCUUCUCCUCCGUCUGCUGGGGUGUGAACAGAUCUCUCCUCUCUUGCUGGAUCAGCACUGUGUCUAUUCCACAUGGAUGAAUUAAAUAAAACCCUGUGAUUGUCGCACAUUAUAAAAUCUCACCACCGGAAAAUCGGACAGAAUAGAAUCCUGACCAUCCGGAGCUGAAAUUUAAAUCUUUAUCACUUAUAAAGUUCACCUGGUCUGUUCGGACUCUCCUGCAUUUCUCUAUUUAUUUUGCGCUUUAGAAACUGUAAAUGAGUUUCCUCUGAGUUUUUACUCACAGCAUUACUGACCUUUUCGUUAAUAAAGACCAGCAAUAACACCCCCCCCCCACUCCGACACACAGCAGCAGUUUUAAAAUGGAUAGCGAUUUUAAGGCUUUCUCUGGAAGCAGCUAGGUGAAGAUGAUCGCUAUGCAUUUAUUCUACAUUCCAGAUUUUGUACAUAAUUUUAGGGUUCAUGGUAUCCUGUGGAAACAAACAAACAAAAAAAAUAAAUAAACGAAUGUUCUUUUACAAA
Molecule: messenger RNA, 6936 nt
Organism: Hemibagrus wyckioides
Lineage: Eukaryota; Metazoa; Chordata; Actinopteri; Siluriformes; Bagridae
Gene: erbin
Product: erbb2 interacting protein
Exons: 27
Coding region: 657-4730 (1357 amino acids)
Biological process (GO): neurotransmitter receptor transport postsynaptic membrane to endosome; neurotransmitter receptor transport, endosome to postsynaptic membrane
Cellular component (GO): postsynaptic density; postsynaptic membrane; adherens junction
Molecular function (GO): protein binding
Source: RefSeq, a predicted model, not a curated record